CACCUCGGCCGAUUGUAUUGCCCAUACCAAAAAGUGAGAGGUCAACAGUGCGCUAACUGCGUUAUUUCGAAGAUCUAACAAAUUUGCGAAGUGGUAUCCCGAAGAAAAAUCCUAGCAAAUUCGUUCCGUCGACUGUUGGCUGUAAUAUGAAAACGGAUUGCAAGCAAAAAGUGUUUUGUUCUACAGCAUAUGAAAAAGAAAACGGGAUCGUUCCUCCCGAAAAAUCAUAAGUUCACCCUUCUUUCCUACCCGCUACGCUACUAGCGUAGCCGCAGUUGAUUGAAUAGGCGAUAUUCUAGAUUUUCGUGUGAGCCAAUGAUGGGGUGCGGUCCCAAAAUAAGAUUUUCCCGUUUUUUCGGUUGUGCAGGUCUUCCGGGUUCCGGAUAGAAGAAUCUUGUCUGGGGCGCAGCAAUCAUAAUGAGAUUAUUCCUGGCGCUGUACGGCAACGGAACGAAAUUGGUUGAGUGUGCUCAAGUGUUAUCAGCGUGAAUACGAUUAUUUUUGAGAGUUAUUUUGAUUAUUUCUGGAGCUGGCAGUCAGCAGUACUUCAGGUCUGCAGAGCAGAAAUGCGAUUAUCAAACAAAAAGGAGCAGCCGGAGUUGUAGUUAAAGACAGGAGAAACAGAGCUAGUAAAUAAAAAAUGGUGGACAGUGGUUGACAUUCUCCGGCCUAAUCUUCAUCCUUUCGUCUUUGUGCUGUUGUUCGUCGUUACGGAGAUUGGGCUGGAUGUACGCAAAGUGCUUCUGUUGGUAGUGUGAAUCAGGUCUAGAAUAGCUAUCCGAAUGUAUACAGUACACAUACCUAUAUCAUCAUUCAUUAAUCUAUCGCAUGAAUUGAAUUGUAGAAUUAAUUCUGGACCCGAUUCCAAUCUUCCAAACAGCGGCCUAAGGCUUGAUUCAUUCUAUCAGAUGCAAUGUGAAUAUCUUGAAUUGUAAUACGUGGUCCAGCAUACAGAGUGAUUAGGUCAGUGCGUUAGACGUUGCUGGAAGAGUGGCAAGAUCCGACCAAACCGAAGAAGCUAUAUUAAUUAGAGCAGCGGCAUUCAUCAUCAUCAUCCCGCACAACCCGCUCGAAGCAGCAGUCCGGUGGGUUGGUGCGGGCCGAGCUAUUCCAUUCAGUAGCGGGACAUUCUGCUGCAACAGCAGAUUCUUUAUCUUCAUCUUACGACCGGUACGACAGGGGCUAGAAGGAGUCAUCGAAAAUGUCACGGCUAGCCGAUUACUUCGUAAUUGUAGGAUACGAUCAUGAAAAAGAGCGAACAGGCAUCAGAAAUGGUAAAAUUAUUCAACGCUUUCCGGAGAAAGAUUGGCCCGAUACUCCGUUCAUCGCUGGCAUUGAAUGGUUCUGUCAGCCGCAGGGUUGGUCACUAUCGACGGUACGUCAGGAGCCACAGUUCUUCGUGUCCGUCCUGACGGAUAUCGAUGCAAACCGGCACUACUGCGCCUGUCUUUGUUUCAACGAAACGAUUGCCAUCACGCCCAGUAAACCGAUCGAUGAGGAGGAAGAGGAUGACAAUCUGUCGGCGGCUAGUCGGGCACUGUUGGCAAACAGCAGUGGUCCACCGUCAAUCACCCACCACAGCAUCAUGUACGCACCGAAGUGUUUGGUGAUUGUGUCCCGGUUGGACUAUAUCGAAACCUUCCGAAAUUGUCUGGGCACCAUCUACACGGUGUACCUGGAGAGUUUGAAGUUUCACCUGCACCAUCUGAUCGGCAGUAUACUGGGAUGCAUUCAGGUGCCACCACCCGGGGGACCGCAGGUUCGCUUCUCAAUCGGUGCCGGUGAUAAACAGGUCCUGCAGCCUCCCCUCUCGCACACACUCCCCGUUACUGGAUCCUGUGUCAGUCUGUUGUUUCAACAGUUGGGCACGAAAAAUGUGAUGUUACUGUUUUGCGCUGUGAUGACCGAACACAAGAUUCUCUUCCAUUCGACGAGCUACUCUCGCCUGACCGACAGCUGCCGAGCGCUGACAGCCCUGAUGUAUCCAUUCCGCUACAGUCACGUGUACAUUCCGAUCCUACCAGCGUCGCUGGUAGAAGUAUUAUCCACGCCGACACCGUUCAUCAUGGGUAUUCACAGCGCGAUGCAGUCGGAGGUGACCGAAGUUUUAGAUGUGAUUAUUGCCGAUCUGGAUGGAGGCUCGAUACAUAUUCCGGAAUCGUUGGUGCCACCGGUUGCCAAGCUUCCUCGAGCGCUUUGGGAAACAACGGAAAAUGCACUGCGGCUGGUUUUACACCCGGAGUUGGCACUGGCAGAUCUUGCGUUUCCACCGAACAACAACAACAAUAACAACAACAGUACGAACGGAGCGUACGGGUUUCGGGAGCAGAAGUCGGAUGGAAUGCUGGACAAAGAGAUUCGGGCCGUUUUUAUGCGAUUGUUCGCGCAGCUGCUGCAGGGCUAUCGGUCGUGUUUGACGCUGAUUAGGAUUAAUCCGAAACCGAUUAUUCAGUUUCAUCGCGCCGGUUUCCUGGGCGCACGAGAUCUGGUGGAUUGUGAUUUUCUGUCGCGAGUGCUAGACAGCAUGUUCUUUACGGGUUUCGUGACGGAAAGGGGACCCCCCUGGAGACCUUGUGAUGCCUGGGAUGAACUUUACAGUUCCAUGAAUGAUUUGCUCAAACAGGAAACACAAGAUCCGAACCUGAUAUUGGUGCACAUUCAGGAGUUGGCCAAACAGUUGUACAUCAACGAAAACCCCAAUCCGCAGCCGUACCAGCAGAAGAUUUUAAGACCACCGGAAGGGGCGUUUGCGCGGAUACAUCAACCGUCGAUGCCGUUGAUUGAUUCUCACGAGGUCCAGAAUGUGAUCAAUGAUGGUCUGGCAGCGAACGAUCUGCAGGCGAGAUUGCAAACGAUUCGGCCAACACCGCGCAUAGUUCCGAUGGGACCAUAUCUCAAACCGGUCCCGGAACUGCGACCGAUCGUGAACAACAGCGCCAGAAAACUGGAAGUACUGAAAACUUGCAUAAGCUGUAUAUUCGACAAUAAGAUUACCGAAGCAAGGAAAAGUUUUCCGGCCGUUCUUCGGAUAUUGAAGCAACGGGAUGCCCGGUUGACUAUGUGUCGAGAGUUAGCCAAGAUCGCCCAUGGGAACAAACAGUUAGAUCAUCAGCAGUUCGAUUUGGUGGUUAAGUUGAUGAACCGAGCACUACAGGACGAUUCCUCGAAGGAUGAAUACGGAGUGGCGGCAGCUUUGUUACCGCUUUCGACCACCUUCUGCCGGAAGUUGUGCACCGGUGUGAUACAGUUUGCCUACACCUGCAUACAGGACCAUCCGGUUUGGAAGAAUCAGCAGUUCUGGGAGGAUGCCUUCUAUCACGAUGUUCAAAACUUCAUCAAAGAACUGUACCUGCCACGAAACAACCCGGAGAAACCGUACAGCAGUUGGUCUACCGACAAUGGUCUGACGCAUUCGGCGUCCCGUGAUAAGAUGGACCGAGCAACGUUGCUUUCGCGUGUUCAGGAACCAUCGGCCCUGGAGAUCGCUGCCGAUCAGAUGCGGAUAUGGCCGAGUGUAGAUGCCGAAAAGCAACUGGAGCUGAUCAGUUCCGAGGAAAAGACACUCUACAGUCAAGCGAUACAUUAUGCCAAUCGAAUGGUGUUCCUGUUGAUUCCGCAGGACGUCAACACCGGAGGAAGGGUACAGAAGAUCGAUUCACACGCCGAUGACGAUGCCAGUGUUUCGAAUAGCGUGAUCGAGUCGCAUAGUCACAGUGAUCAUAGCGAUGAAGGGUUCGAAGAUAACGACCCGGGGGAAGUGGGUACGCAGGUGGCUAAAAUGGUGUGUAAAUUUAUCGAUCGAGUGUGCAAUGAGGGCAAUGUUACCGCCGAGCAUUUGCGAAAUCUCCACCAGAUGGUUCCGGGUGUAAUUCAGAUGCACAUCGAAACCCUGGAGGCAGUCAAUCGGGAAGCCAAACGAAUUCCUCCGAUUCAGAAACCCAAGCUACAGUAUCCUUCCCUGUUGCUAGGUGAGGAAAUCAUCGGAGAACCCAUGCGAGUAUAUUUGCUAGCGGAUGGUCGCGAGGAGAAGGAAGUAGGCAACUCAAACCUGUUACCGGCCGAAGGUGCCCUGUUCUUGACCAACUACCGUAUCGUGUUCAAGGGGUGGCCCUGCGAUCCGUACUGCUGUGAGCAGAGUAUCGUCAGAGCCUUCCCGAUAUCGUCACUAACCAAAGAGAAACGUCUGACGGUGAUCUACCUGCCGCAUCUGGAGCAGGUUCUUCAGGAGGGCAUGCAGCUGCGAUCGUGUACGUUUCAACUGAUCAAGGUAGCCUUCGACGAGGAAGUGGUACAGGAAUCGAUCGAAGCAUUUCGCAAAACAGUGCACAAGGUUCGCCAUCCGGAGGACGAGUUCGGUCAUUUUGCGUUCGCCACCCACGGGAUGGCCAAUCCAACGCCACUGCACAAAGUGAAGGAGAAAAAUGCCACCCUGAAAGAUUUUGCCAAAAAAACACUGCUGCGAACGGCGAAGAAAGCUGGCUUCAAACAGAAAGGAGCGACCAAACGGAAGUAUAUUCUUCCGGGAGCGGAUUUUGACGAGACCUAUGGUAGCAGUGCGACAGGGAUAAAUGAAAAUCCAGAAGAUGAAGACGGUUCCGACGACGGAGCGGACACAAUGCCCCGCAUCACGGUCAAAGACGUAGAAAGGCUCAAGGAACGAAGUUACGUGAAAGAUUGGUUCCGCGUUGGGUUGGGCGAUGUACAAACGGGUUAUCGGAUUAGCUCAAUAAACUGUAACUAUAGCUUGUGUAGAACUUACCCGGCGAUGUUGGUGUGCCCGAAGGACGUUAGUGACGAUGCUCUGCGGAAUCUUUCCCGUUGCUACAAACACCAUCGGAUACCUACGGCAACCUGGAGGCAUAAAAACGGAGCUACCCUGUUGCGUGGAGCCAUUCCGUUGGCAAAAGGAGUCAUGGGUAUGCUUAAGGGUCACCCGGGGUCAUCGAAUACCUCGGCUGAUUCGGCUAGUUUCCAAGAGCAGGAUCGUUACUUUGUGUCUGUUAUCAAAACCACCCCGCAUACUCGACCGAUUCGGCAUACGUGGGGUUUGUCAGACUCCAACAUAUCUCUGGAUUCACUAACUCUGGCAGCCAAUAAUCUGAUGACUCGUUCCGACAUGUCAACGCUGACUCCCGACAUCAGUCGAAAGAACAACGUCGGAUUGUAUUCGAUGAAUAAUUCUUCGUUUUCCAGUUUCGGAGCACUGCGUUCGAAUACAAAAACCAACAAGUGGGGUUCACUCAAGCCCAGUGGUAACAAUAGUACCGCCGCCCUUCGGGAUAUCCGUGACCACUGGGAUCAAUCAUCGCAGCAAUACACCUUUCAACGUGUGCCAUUGUAUUUUCUCGGUGAAAAAUCUCAGUCAAAGUCAGCGAAGCUGUCGGAAAUGUACGCCGAGUUCAUACCCGUUGACUAUACGGACGUUCGACAUUCGCGUACCGCUUUCAAAAAGCUGAUGCGAUCGUGUCUGCCAUCCUGUCUGAACACCGAACCCGAUCAGACCUUCUCCCGACUGGUGGAAGGUUCCGAGUGGCUUCAGCAGAUUCGGGGUCUGUUGCAACUGUCUGGAGCCGUCGUCGAUUUGAUGGACCUUCAGGAAUCCAGUGUCACCCUGGCCCUCGAGGACGGUUGGGACGUGACGGCUCAAAUUUCGUCCCUGGCACAGCUCUGUCUUGAUCCGUACUACCGAACCAUCGAAGGAUUUCGGGUACUCAUCGAAAAGGAAUGGCUUGCCUUCGGGCAUCGUUUCGGACACCGCAGUAAUCUCAAACCGAACAGCAGUUCCGGUUCCCCAUUUGCUCCUACAUUCCUACAGUUCCUGGACGCAGUCCACCAGAUACAAUCUCAAUUCCCGCUUGCCUUCGAAUUCAACGAAUUUUAUCUGCGCUUUCUGGCGUACCAUCAUGUGAGCUGCCGUUUUCGAACGUUUCUGUUCGAUUGUGAAUUGGAACGGGUCGAAUUCGGUAUCACGGCCAUUGACGACAAACGUGGUUCACUGAAUUCCCACCACAAACACGUUGUAGAAACGUUGACCGUUUCCGAUGACGAUAACAUCUAUCCGGGUGGAGUCGGCGGUGGUGGUGGUGGCAGGGGUAAUCACGCAUCCAAUACGCAAAAGUUUGGCCCUUCGCUGUUUGACUACAUCGAACGGCAGCACGCUAAGAAUCCCAUCUUCUACAACUUCAUGUACACGCCGGAUCCGGAACGGCUGGUACUGCGACCGCAGAGUUCCAUAUCCGUGCUGGAAGUAUGGUCGUACUAUUUGGACGAAGAAUUGGCGCAAGGUCCCCCGUACGAUCCGGAACUAGUCAGUAGCGAUAAUCUGGAGGAUGACAGUGAUUACGUGAGCAGUGGAAGCUCGACCGUUCGACAUCCGAAACGUAAAGUGGUUUCGGUUGGGUACGAUAGUUUGAACAAGUACGAUGCGGAUGCGUUCUCCCGGCUUCUGGAGGAAUUGAAAAACGCCGAAGCAGAGCGGGGGCUGCUACCGCAAAAGUGGCGUCAGGUGUGGGACAAACUGGAGCUGCCGCAUUCCGAUUCACUUACCCGCCAUGCGUCCUUCAGCAGUGCUUUGGUGAGAUCGCAUGGUCGACUACUACACAAAAGAUCGACGCUAGAAAUUAUUAUGCGUGGUCGCCAGGUUGGCUACCAUCAGGAGAACUUCCUUCAUCCACAUCGUUUCGAAAAGCAUGCCUACUCGGCUCCGAUCAAUUGCAAUCACUGCGGGAAUGUUCUCUGGGGUCCACUACUGAAUGGCCUUCGAUGUGUUGAUUGUGGUAAUACCUAUCACGAAAAGUGCGCCGAAUCGGUGCCGAAAAACUGCACCAAGUACAAGGCAGUGGAAGGAAACCAACAAACGUUGUCGCGGAAUCAGGGUGACAACAGCAGCGUAACGUCCAGUGUGAACACAACCAACACCACUAGUCAGCAUUACUACGACCAGUUUAGCAGUAAUGUCGCGGACGAUAGAACUCAUGAAGGAUACUUGUACAAACGAGGAGCCAUACUGAAGAACUGGAAGCAGCGAUGGUUCGUGUUGGAUUCACACAAACACCAGCUGAGAUAUUACGAUGCAAUGGAGGAUUGCAACUGUAAGGGCUUUAUUGAUCUGGCCGAAGUGCAAUCAGUGGCACAGGCCCCGACCCAGGCGGCACCGGUGCCAUCGAAGAAGAUUGACGAAAAGGCGUUUUUUGAUCUUAAAACCAGCCGAAGGACGUACAACUUCUACGCGGUCGACGCUUCCAGUGCUCAAGAGUGGAUCGAGAAGAUACAGGCCUGCCUACAGUAAGCAGGUCGCAUGCACUUUUUCUGCCGAACCGGCACCGAAAACUUUGAAUUUCCCAACGGAUUUCGAUCGACACAUACUCAUCGAUAGUACAUGUAUAGAAUAAUCACAUAUACAUACCCACAUUGGAGAUAGCAAUGCACUUUAAAUUUUUGGGAUCGGUACGAGCGCGUGAAACUGGCUGGCCGUUAAAUGAUGUAAGUGAAUGCAGACAUAUUGGUUACUUCGUAUAUCAAUGAAGGCCGGGCAGGUUCACUCGAAGAGAGUGGCUUAAACUAGGAUAUUUAGACGAUUACUCGCUGAGAUUCGAACCGUUCGAAUUUAGAUGCAAGAAUUUGGGUUUGUAGUACGACUAGCGCAAAUGGAGAUCACGAAAGAAGUGAAAUGCAAGUAUUUAUCUGUGUACGUGUCACUAUUGUUACGCAAUUGUUCUUUUCAUUUUUUUACAGUAAAAUAAUGUUACACAUUUAUCUGAUAGUUUUAAGGGCGUCGAAAGAUGUGUCAUACAAGGGACAUUUUCGAAAUGGUUAGAAAAGUAAAAAAGGCAGUAGAAGGCCUCCCGCACGAGGAGAGAUUUAUACCAAA
This is a messenger RNA of Malaya genurostris, 7870 nucleotides long. It is a transcript of the gene Sbf, whose product is annotated as myotubularin-related protein 13. Lineage: Eukaryota; Metazoa; Arthropoda; Insecta; Diptera; Culicidae. The transcript is spliced from 8 exons. The coding region runs from base 1202 to 7288 and encodes 2028 amino acids. The record is from RefSeq and is a predicted model, not a curated record.